Molecule: messenger RNA, 1095 nt
Organism: Fulmarus glacialis (Northern fulmar)
Lineage: Eukaryota; Metazoa; Chordata; Aves; Procellariiformes; Procellariidae
Gene: MCUB
Product: coiled-coil domain containing 109B
Exons: 8
Biological process (GO): calcium import into the mitochondrion; mitochondrial calcium ion homeostasis
Cellular component (GO): uniplex complex; mitochondrial inner membrane
Molecular function (GO): calcium channel inhibitor activity
Source: RefSeq, a predicted model, not a curated record
GGUCUUUUGUGGAAAAACAGAUCACGUGUCGAAUGUUGUCUCCCUGCUGCCAGGCUGUGGGUGUGCGGCUGUGGAGGCACGCCGGAACGUGGAGGGGCCGGGAAGGAGCACCUUACAGCACGCUGGUGCCAUCUGACGAAGUAACUAUUAAUUACAGACAUGGUCUUCCUGUGAUAACUCUUACGCUGCCCACAAGAAGUGAACGCUGUCGGUUCACUGUUAAGCCAACGGUGACCACCGUAGGGGCAGUCCUGCAGGAUGUGCAGAGAGAAGAUAAAGGAAUUGAGAGGGCAGAAGUCUUUGCAACAGAUGGUAGCAAGGUCUCUGAUGCAACCUUGAUGGAGGUCUUAUUGAUGAAUGACUUUAAACUUGUUAUCAACAACACGGCAUACAGUGUGUCACCUCCUAUAAAAGAUAAGCUGAGUAGUGAGCAUGCUACUGAAAUGGAAGAUAUCAAAUCCUUGGUUCACAGACUGUUUGUGGCUCUACAUUUAGAAGAUCACCAGAUCAGGAAAGAGAGAGAAUUGCUGCAGAAGCUGGACCAUCUGAAAGAAGAGCUGCUGCCUCUUGAACAGAUGAAAGCCAGAAUCACGGACAGUGCAGAUGCAAAGACCUCCAGGCUUCUAUGGGUUGGCUUAGCUCUGAUGUCAACACAAGGAGGAGCGCUGGCAUGGCUCACGUGGUGGGUCUAUUCGUGGGACAUCAUGGAGCCAGUCACAUACUUCAUCACUUAUGGGAGUGCCAUGGCUUUCUAUGCCUACUUUGUUAUUACUAAACAGGACUACAUUUACCCUGACGCUAAAAACAGGCAGUUCCUCCACUACUUCUAUCGGAAAUCCAAAAAACAGCAUUUUAAUGUGGAACGAUAUAACAAGCUCAAAGAAGACCUAGCAGAGGCAGAAGAAUCCCUGAGGCGUCUGCGCCAACCUCUGCGCCUGAGGCUGCCAAUCCAGGAAAUCAAUGACAAGGACUGACUUCGGUUUUGUAUAUAUUACAAUUGCCCUUUCAAAGCUGAUACAAACAUUUAGUUACUCUAUAGAAACUGGAUAUUUUUGACCACUAUAGUUUUGAAAGUUGCAAUAAAUAUCUAUAAAA